Cervus elaphus (red deer) is the source of this 246-nucleotide messenger RNA. Its product is annotated as CDC42 small effector protein 2-like. Gene Ontology annotation, molecular function: small GTPase binding. Gene Ontology annotation, biological process: regulation of Rho protein signal transduction. Gene Ontology annotation, cellular component: plasma membrane. The record is from RefSeq and is a predicted model, not a curated record. NCBI's taxonomy places the organism in Eukaryota, Metazoa, Chordata, Mammalia, Artiodactyla, Cervidae.
AUGAGUGAAUUGUGGUUGUGUUUCAACUGCUGUAUUCUUCGAUCUUAAAGGGGCCAGCAGAUUGACUGAAGCACAACUGGGGAGACCACAAGGUUUGUGCACACAGUUCACGCGGGGUCAGGAGACCUGCGAAGUGGGAUGAAUCCCGGGAGCGCCGUUCAGAACCAGAUGUGGUCCCAGGGAGGCUCCGGGGGUGCCCUGGCUGUCACAAUGCAGUUGCAGCUCAUGGACGUGAAGACAGGAUAG